Molecule: messenger RNA, 870 nt
Organism: Ruditapes philippinarum (Manila clam)
Lineage: Eukaryota; Metazoa; Mollusca; Bivalvia; Venerida; Veneridae
Product: histidine-rich glycoprotein-like
Exons: 3
Source: RefSeq, a predicted model, not a curated record
AAUGUUUCAUUUGUUUCUGAAAAUGUCAAAGACCUUCAAGGUCAAAAGUCCAAAUUUUUGGACCACCACCACCAUGCGUACCACCACCAGCAUGCGGACCACCACCAGCAUGCGGACCACCAACAGCAUGCAGACCACCACCACCAGCAUGCUUACCACUCCCAACAUGCGGACCACCGCCAACAUGCAGACCACCGCCAACAUGCGGACUACCACCAGCAUGCUGACCACCACCAACAUGCGGACCACCACCAACAUGCAGACCACUGCCAACAUGCGGACCACCACCAGCAUGCGGACCUCUACCACCAUAUGGACCACCAUCAAUAUGCGGACCACCACCUGCAUCAUAUGGACCAUCAUCAUCAUGCGGACCACCACCAUGUGGACCACCACCACAAUGCUGACCACAGCCACCAUGCGGCCCACCACCACCAUGCGGACCACCGCCGUCAACAUGCGGACCACCAUCAAUAUGCGGACCACCACCACCAUGCAGACCACCACCGCCAAUAUGCGGACCACCACCAGCAUGCGGACCACCACCACCAGUGGACCACCACCAACAUGUGGACCACUGCCGACAUGCGGACCACCACCAGCAUGUGGACCACCACCAGCAUGCGGACCACUACCACCAUCGGAACAACACCACCAUCCGGACCACCACCACCAACAUCCGGACCAUCACCACCAACAUGCGGACCGCCGCCAACAUGCGGAUCACCACCGUGCGGACCGCAACCACCAUGGGGAUCACCACCGCUACCAUGCAGAUCACCACCGCUACCAUGCGGACCACCAACACCAUACAUGGACCGUUACCUAAUGGAUUACCAGGUCCGCAAUAUUUAUAACCAGGAAGGUUAA